Molecule: messenger RNA, 2988 nt
Organism: Pseudophryne corroboree (corroboree frog)
Lineage: Eukaryota; Metazoa; Chordata; Amphibia; Anura; Myobatrachidae
Gene: PDSS2
Product: decaprenyl diphosphate synthase subunit 2
Exons: 9
Coding region: 119-1294 (391 amino acids)
Biological process (GO): ubiquinone biosynthetic process; isoprenoid biosynthetic process
Cellular component (GO): transferase complex; mitochondrion
Molecular function (GO): prenyltransferase activity
Source: RefSeq, a predicted model, not a curated record
UAUGUCCGGCAAUUCUCGUGCGCUCGCGUUGAGAGCGUCGGGUGUGCUGGGUGAUCUCGCGGCACAGGGCGGUAUUCCCUGGGCGCAUGCGCGGUGAACAAGGUUCUGUAUUUUUACCAUGUCUGUGAUCAAGUGUGUAACCCAGUCAGUGGGGAUUUUUAGAGACUGUACCAGCAAGUUUUGCACAAGAAGGACGCUCAGUCUAUUUUCUGGCUCUCCUACUACUACUAAUACUACCCAUUGGAGCAAAGUUGUUUCAGAUGCAGAAAAAAUUGUGGGUUAUCCAUCUUCCUUCAUGAGCCUUCGUUGUCUUCUGAGUGAUGAACUGAGCAAUAUAGCCAUGCAGGUCAGGAAGCUGGUGGGGACUAAGCAUCCUCUGCUGAAUACAGCCAGGUCUUUUGUGUAUGACAGUCGAAACAAUCUGCAGAUGCGAGGCCUGGUGGUGUUGCUCAUUUCUAAAGCAGCUGGGCCUAGUAAAUCAGCGGAAGACACUCUACAGCAUGACAUGGUCAGCGGUAUUUAUACAAGCCAGAGAAAUCUGGCUGAGAUUACAGAACUGAUCCAUACAGCUUUCUUAGUGCAUCGUGGGAUUGUCAAUAUGGAAGAGCUGAAGAGUUGCGAUGGCCCUAUUAAAGACAUGGAAUUUGGAAACAAAAUGGCUAUUCUGAGUGGAGACUUUCUGCUUGCAAAUGUUUGCACUGGGCUAGCACAUCUACAAAACACAAAGGUUGUGGAAAUUGUAUCCAGUGCAAUAGGAGACCUUGUUCAAGGAAUAUACUAUGAAAAUACAUAUUUACCAGAGAAAAAUUCUUUCACUGAUGAUAUUGGAAUAGCCAGUUGGAUGGAACACAUUUUUCUAUCUCAUGGUGCAUUGUUGGCAAAAAGCUGUCAAGCUGCAAUGGAAUUGGCAAAGCACGAUCCAGAGGUCCAAUCUAUGGCUUUCCAGUAUGGAAAGCACAUGUCCUUAAGUUAUAAGCUUAACUCUGACCUUCAGCCAUUCAUGAAUGAGAAAUACAGUGGUUCGUCCUUUAGUUUGAACUCUGCUCCAGUCAUUCUACAUCAGGAAUUUAUAGGAAGAGAGGCCUGGAUGGAGUUGGUCAAACAGGCGCAACUGAAAGGAAACUUGAUAGAUCUAGCAAAGGAGGCAGUCAAGGCUGGCAAAGGUGUGACUGCAGCAACUGACCUGUGCUGUUACCAUGGAGACAAAGCUCUGGAGAAUUUACAUUGCUUCCCUCCCUCAAAGGCCAGAUCUGCCUUAGAGAACAUCGUACAUGCUGUGACUAGAUUUCACUGACACUGUCCUCAGCUAAAUGUUGCUGCUUAUUUUUAUUGUAUUUUAUGUUAUUCUAGUAAAUCUGAAUAUUGUGGACUGGAAAAUUUUGAAUGGUCAUCAAUGGGCUAGAUUGCAUCACUAUUUUCAUUCAUAAUAUUGCGUUGGGUGUACAUCCUAUUCCUUUCUUGUCUGAAUUGCUAAAGAUAAAAAUAGAAUGAGAAAAAAAAAAGGUCAAACCGUUUUCUCUUGUCAUGCCAGAAGCAUACUUGAGGCAGAACAAGUAGAAAUAAUUAAUGAGGUGUGCUGCAGUGACCUCAGCAAAUGGCCAGGAAAUAAGCCCUUAUUGAUUUGGACAUAACCAGGGAUGGCGCCAGUGUGGUGGCCUGUGGUUUUCCUGCUCUGGGGAGGACAGAAGGGGCGGGGUUUUGCAGGUGUCGGUAGGAAUUCUCUCUUCUAAACGACAGUAAGUUCCUGAUAAGCAUGCAGUGUGUGCCCACAUCAAGGACACUCCUCGGUACCAAGAAAUGUGAAACGGAGUCAUCCGAAAUGUGCACGCAGUAUGUGAAUAUUGUUAAUUAAAAAUGAACGCAGUCCUGUUUUAAUAGUAUUCUGUUGUAGACAAUACUGCUUUCACAAUCUGCAUUAUAUAAUGCUACAAAUGUGUUGUAAGCUUUUGCAAUAUUUAUUUGUAAUGAGAGAUGUACAGUAUUCUGACACAUAAAUGAAGAGCCCUGUCUGUAAUGUUCACCUGAAUGUCUGUAACAUAAAAUAUAUCUUUUUUACAUUUAUUAACGAAAUGUACUCCUUUUAAAUUAUACAUUUUGUUUCGAAUAGCAAAACUGGUUCACUCAUUAUUAUAAAGUGUAUGGGAUUUCCAGACAAAAUAUGGUAUAAAUUGUGAGAGUAAUUGUAAUGGUAAAGUAACUAAACUAAAGCCACUGACAUUUCAGCAGCAGCAUAUGCUAUAUGCAGUGAUGAUUACUGAAAUAAUAUCAAUGAAUUAACAUUUGCAUAUAGCCAAGUAUUGAACAGUGUACUCAUUCUACUGUACAAUACAAAGAAAGGUUUCAGAACAAAAUGUAAAACAUACAUUAGCAAAAACUAAAACUCAUUUGUCACAACUUCGAAAUUAGGCUCAGAUUUAUCAAACCUUGACGAGUGAUAAAUUGCACGGUGAUAAAGUACUAAAAAUUCAGCUCCUUACUUCCAUGUCUCAGGCUGUGUUUGAAAAAUGACAGGAGCUGGUUGGUUGGUGCUUUAUUAAAGUGCAAUCUAUCACUCUCCAAGGUUUGAUAAAUAUGGGCCUUAUUUUGAAAACCACAGAGAUGAUCAGCAUAAUAGUAACUGUCAAAUUCCAGGAGAAGCGUGUCUCACCCGUACGUGCUGCUUUUUAUACAGAUUUCUAAUAAUAUAAAGUUCCCCUGUGAAUGCUCUGGCAUCCAGAGAAUACCAACCAGAUUUAUGAAAUAAAUGAACGUGUAUUUAAAAAGUGUAUGGGGAUAUUUUUUUUUCUGUUUUGUUUUUGAAUGAAGUCUUUAAAAUAAUUCCUCUGGGUAAGUAAAUAAUAAUCUUUAGCUUGUCAAACCCAGGCAGAUUCCAGGCUGAAAUAUACAACACAUUGUAAUUGCCUGUUUUCGCAUCAUGUCUGUACCAUAGCUUUUAAUCUUUGUUAACUUUUCUCAGAGAGAAAAAUUAAAAUUUCAGUAUUUUAUCCA